This is a messenger RNA of Endocarpon pusillum Z07020, 1290 nucleotides long. RefSeq lists its product as uncharacterized. The transcript has 4 exons. Bases 1 to 1290 code for a protein of 429 amino acids. Gene Ontology annotation, molecular function: O-methyltransferase activity. The record is from RefSeq and is a predicted model, not a curated record. NCBI's taxonomy places the organism in Eukaryota, Fungi, Ascomycota, Eurotiomycetes, Verrucariales, Verrucariaceae.
AUGGCUUCCAUCAAAGAGCUCGGCGAGAGGAUUGCCAGCAACUCGGCCUUGGUCGAGAAAUGGCUGAUCAGCAAGAACGCCAAAAUGCCGUCCUUCGAGCAGGAUGCAGAGGAGGAAUUCCCUUCCACUGCCGGUGAUGCCGAGAUUGAGGUCGCGCGAUUGGCAAUCCUGGACGACACGAAUAUGCUUCAUGACAUGCUCAUUGGCCCGGGAGAGGUCCUGCGUCGGAUUUGCUGGGGUGAAUUCUUACCUGAGAUGUACGCCCAGGCUAUCGACAAUUCCGUCCAGCAAUGCAUCUACCACUUCAACUUUCUCAAGACCAUUCCGCUCGAGGGCGGCGCCACGUAUAAGGAGAUCUCAGCGAAGGUUGGUCUGUCCGAACCGCAGGUCAAAGCCAUUGUGCGCCAAUCCGCCAUGAACCGCGUGCUGCGCGAGAACAGCCCCGAUCAUGUCAUUCACACCGCCUCAUCCGCCCUGCUUCUGCGAAAUCACGCCAUGAUGGACUGGUACGGACACUGUGUCGAGGAGAUGUUCCCUGCCAGCGCCAAGAUCGCCGAGGCGCUGGAGAAGUACCAGGGCAGCACGGCGGCGGAGGACAGUGCUUUCUGCCUUGCCUUCAACACCAAGGAGCCCAUUUACAAGUUCCUUGAGCAACAUCCCGACCGACAGGCUCGCUUCUUCGGCGCAAUGGAGGGCGUUGGCAAGGACCCCGGCCACAGCCUUCAGCAUGUCGUGAAUGGGUACCCGUGGGCAGAACUCGGGAAUGCUACCAUCGUUGGCGGCUCAUCCGGCUUCAUGAGCGUAGCGCUAGCAAAGGCCCAUCCAAACUUGACCAAGCUGGUUGUACAAGACUACAAACACACCAUUGAAGAAGGCGCCGCUCAAUUACCCUCCGAAUUGUCCGGCCGGGUGGAAUUCAUGGCGCACAACUUCUUCGACCCGCAGCCGACUACUAAGGCUGACGUGUACAUCAUGCGUCACAUCUGCCACAAUUGGUCGACCGAAAACUGCGCCAAGAUCAUUCGAGAAAUCGUGCCGGUGAUGAAGCCCGGGAGCAAGAUCUUGCUGAUAGAAGUUGUUGUCAUGCCGUCGAACAUGGAGGAGUCGAGUGUCGCCGAGCGAUACAUGAGAAAUGUGGAUGUGACUAUGCUUCAAAUGCUUAAUACGCAGGAGCGGAGUGAGCCCGAGUGGCGGGAAGUUGUGCGCGCGGUAGAUUCUUGCCUCGAACUAACGCGCAUUUUCAAGCCCAAGGGCAGCUGGGAUUCGAUCAUCGAGAUUUCGUUGAAGUAG